Molecule: messenger RNA, 1126 nt
Organism: Syzygium oleosum
Lineage: Eukaryota; Viridiplantae; Streptophyta; Magnoliopsida; Myrtales; Myrtaceae
Product: ycf20-like protein
Exons: 3
Coding region: 294-917 (207 amino acids)
Source: RefSeq, a predicted model, not a curated record
AGAGAGAGAGGGAGAGAGAGAGAGAGAGAGGCGUCCGGCCAUGGAAGGUGGGAGCAGCCGCUGAUCGCCGCCAUCUUCUCCCUCUCUCUCUCUCUCUCUCUCGACCUUCACCUCGGACCUUCAAUGUCCGAGGUAUAGUGGGCAGUCCACGCGUUCGCAAAUGCGAGAGUGAGACAGCGGCUGCGAUUCCCUCCUUGUCGCUGCUGCUCCAGAUAAGACCAGAAAAGCGACACUCUCAGAGAUUCUUGACAUCGGGCACAAGCUCUGCUUCACAAGUCCUGGCUUUGCAGCUCAUGGCGUGCCAAUCUGGAGCCAUGGUAAUGCAAUUGAGUCUGCCGCUGCCGGAAAAUGAAGCCUCCGGAAGUUCUUGCAUGGUCCUCGCCCCUCGUAUGGUUUCAAACUCGAGAAUGGAAUCCUGCAUUGAGGGUCGAGUUUUCUUUCGGUUAAGGUCUGCAUCUUUUGGUUGGAACAGUUCUCAGAUGAGAAGACAUGGCUGGAACAUAGCCUUUGCCCUGAAUACGGGCGGGAUUCCUGGUAAUGGCGAGCAAGAGGGCCUCAACGGUGAUGAUGCAGAUCUCAGUCGUACUCGAUUGGGCAGGAUAGUGAGCGCUGGGGGCAGACAACUUCUGCAAAAGCUGAACUCGGCUAGAAGGAAUUUCCCCAUGAAGAUAUUUCUUCUUCUGUUGGGUUUCUAUACAGCAAAUGCAUUGGCAACAAUUCUUGGGCAGACAGGUGACUGGGAUGUGCUUGUUGCCGGUGUCGUGGUUGCAGCUAUUGAGGGGAUUGGUAUGCUUGUGUAUCGAAAACCCCCUUCUCUUUCUAGCAGAAGACUUCAGUCCUUUGUUACGAUGAUGAAUUACUGGAAAUCUGGCGUUUGUUUAGGCCUCUUUGUGGACGCUUUCAAAUUAGGUAGCUAGAAACCCUUUAGCUAUGUAAUAAUCUCAUCCUGUGUCCAUGAUUCAACCGAAGAAGAAACUGCAAAAAGUAAAAUGAAGAAUUUUUGUUCUCUGACUCUAUCCGAAUUGGGUGCUGUCUCCAGGUGCAUAUGUAUAAUAAACCAUUCAAAUGUAUACUUGAUGCCGUUGAUAUAUAUGAUCCAAUGUCGGUUCGAGGAUUUGUCCUUCCA